Messenger RNA from Arabis nemorensis, 654 nucleotides. Lineage: Eukaryota; Viridiplantae; Streptophyta; Magnoliopsida; Brassicales; Brassicaceae. The record is from the annotation of a GenBank genome assembly.
AUGAACACUCCAAUCAAACUUGCCUUUCUCUUCUUAUCCGUGGCCGCUACCGCUGCCGCAACCGCUUCACCAGCCAAACGCACUAACUACCUAUUCACACCGCACGCAAAAGCAGUCGCGGGAAUAUGCACCGUAAUCCAAUCAGACACAAGUUUAUGUUGCAAAACCCUUAAACACGUUCCUACCGAUGAUCCCAUCGAAUUAAUCCGAUCAUUAGCGGUUGCGGCCGAAACGUCCGUUAAACAAAGCGUGACUUUCCUCAACGAAAUCAAACCAAAACACAAAUCCAACGCAAUCGCAACAACCGUUGUCAACAGUUGCGAGAAAAACCUAAACUACGCAUUGGAAGAUUUCGCCGAUUUUUGGAAAGCUACGGGAAAAGAUGUUACGACGUUGGCUCAUAAUUAUUUCACGUGUAAGAAGACGUUGAUGUCAAUCAUGGGGUAUCAUUCGACUUGUUUGGAUGAUAUUGAAGACAAGAAUUUGUUGAAGGAAGUGGAGAAUGGGAUUGGAGUUGGGAAGAAGCUAAGCAGUGAUUCGUUUGAUGUGUUUAAUAAUUUGAAAGCCAUUUUCAAGACUUUUGGUAUUAAGGUGAAGCUUAACGAGGAAGACACUGCACCCCGACCGCCACCGUUGUCGGAUUAUUAUUACUGA